This is a messenger RNA of Desarmillaria tabescens, 1581 nucleotides long. RefSeq names its product DHS-like NAD/FAD-binding domain-containing protein. Bases 1 to 1581 code for a protein of 526 amino acids. The transcript has 4 exons. Gene Ontology annotation, cellular component: nucleus; mating-type region heterochromatin. The record is from RefSeq and is a predicted model, not a curated record. Gene Ontology annotation, biological process: negative regulation of transcription by RNA polymerase II; regulation of DNA repair; replication-born double-strand break repair via sister chromatid exchange. Gene Ontology annotation, molecular function: histone deacetylase activity, NAD-dependent; NAD+ binding. NCBI's taxonomy places the organism in Eukaryota, Fungi, Basidiomycota, Agaricomycetes, Agaricales, Physalacriaceae.
AUGACACUGUUCCUCCCUCUGGAGGACUCUGUGUCUAUACCGGCUACGCCCUCAUUUCUCACUGAGUCUUGGGACCCCAGGACGCAGCUUUCGAACGUAGUAAAGGCAAUACUGAAGGCUAGGCGGAUAGUAGUCAUUAGUGGCGCUGGAAUCUCUGUACAGGCAGGAAUCCCCGAUUUUCGCUCUCCGGAUGGGCUGUUCCAGUCUUUGAAACGAGAUAAUCCCCGGGACUCGCUGGUGUCAGGGAAGGAUCUGUUCGAUGCUUCGGUCUUUAAGUCUGAACACACUACAUCUCUCUUCUGCCAAAUGAUCGCCCGACUGUCAGAGCUUUCCAAGGCUGCCGAACCUACGCCGUUUCAUAGGUUGCUUCAAUCUCUCGACGAUACAGGAAAAUUACUACGUGUAUACACGCAAAAUAUCGACGCCAUCGAGACUAAAUGCGGCCUUUCAUUCGGAGUGCCCGAAUUCGAGGAGAAGAAGACGAGAUCCGCGUACAAACCAUCGCAUGUCGAACAACCAUGUAGCUCACGCCUUCCGACUCCUCCUAGAGAGACGCCGAGGUGUAUUCCUCUUCACGGGACUCUGCAGAUGAUCCAUUGUCAAAUAUGCAACCACUCCUUUCCUCUGGAUGACUAUGUUACUUCGCUUCUGGCUGGGGUACCUCCACAUUGUCCCGAAUGCACAGCUCUGGAACGAACACGAGAAGUCAUCGGAAAACGAUCCCGUGGAAUCGGCAAGCUUCGUCCGAGUGUUGUGUUGUACAACGAGGCACAUAAAGACGGUGAGGGCGUAGGUGAGGUCGUCCGGAGAGAUCUAGUAGGGUCAUCAAAGGGAAAGGGGCGUAGCGGCGCAGAUUUGUUACUGGUUGUCGGAACCAGCCUCAGGGUACCGGGGACGAAGAGGAUGGUGCGGGAGUUUUCCAAAGCAGUCCGUUGUAGGCAAUCAAGCCCAACGCCAAACACGGACGAAGAGCCAACAUUCAAGUCCAUAUACCUGAAUCUGGAUUUUCCGGUGCCAACAAGAGAAUGGGAAGGAGUGUUUGAUACCUGGAUACAGGGCGACGCGCAAGAAUUUGCCGAGCUGGUGCGGGAGGAACUGGAUAGAGAAGUCCAAGCGAAGGAAGCGAGCAAGAGGAAGAAGGAGGAGAAAAUGGCGAGUCCAAAAACUCCAUCGAAGAAGCGGAAAAACGAUUCUGAGCCCUCGACACCUAAGAAACGGCAAAAGACAGCGAAACCACCGACUCCCAAGUCGACUCCUCAGCGGAAACCCAGUCCACUGAUACCAACUACGCCUGUGACGCCUAUUAAAAAGAACAUCAUACUGCAGACACCGCCUCGUCAUGCUAAACAUGAAUCCAACGAGCCAUGGUUGCCAACCCCUGCUCCUCGUGGUGUGAAGGUCGCGCGAGUUCCUGUCUCUCACGAGAAGCGGGAAUACGAAGAGCAGUUGGCCUUAAGUCGGACAUCUGUUCUGCCUCGCGUAACAUUCGAACCUAACUUGGCGCAGUUGGGUAUAUCUUCGGCAGCACCUCACCCGUCACCUGAUCCUGGUGGGCAACAACUAGCAGGGGUGGUUAGGUGA